AUGUGGGCCACGUCCCUUCUUACUGGGCUUUCACUUAUUAUUGUUUUUUGUUUAGAAAACAGUCCGGUCCUUUUUUUAUAA
This is a messenger RNA of Spirodela intermedia, 81 nucleotides long. Lineage: Eukaryota; Viridiplantae; Streptophyta; Magnoliopsida; Alismatales; Araceae. The record is from the annotation of a GenBank genome assembly.